AUGGAUGAAGAUUACGACGUUAUUGUUUUAGGUACUGGAUUAACUGAAUGUAUUCUAUCAGGAUUAUUAUCUGUUGAAGGUAAAAAGGUGUUGCAUAUUGAUAGGCAGGACCAUUAUGGAGGAGAAUCAGCAUCUGUUACACUUUCCCAGUUAUAUUCGAAGUUUAAGCAAAACUCACUGUCAAAAGAAGAGAUAGAGAAAAAGUUUGGUCGUGACAGAGAUUGGAAUGUUGAUUUGAUUCCGAAGUUUUUGAUGGCGAAUGGAGAAUUGACUAAUAUUUUAGUUCACACAGACGUUACUAGAUAUGUUCAGUUUAAGCAAGUAAGUGGCUCUUACGUGUAUAAUAAGGGCAAGGUUUACAAAGUUCCUGCAAAUGAGUUUGAGGCGAUUUCAUCACCAUUAAUGGGUAUCUUCGAGAAGAGAAGAAUGAAGAAGUUUUUAGAGUGGAUUGGCGAUUAUAACAAAGACGAUGUGAAAACUCACCAAGGAUUGGAUUUGGAUCGAAAUACUAUGGAAGAGGUUUACUACAAGUUUGGUUUGGGUAACAGUACCAAAGACUUCAUUGGACAUGCUAUGGCGUUGUGGACGAAUGAUAAUUACUUGCAUCAACCAGCAAGACAGACUUUUGAGAGAAUUGUCUUGUACGUUCAAAGUGUUGCGCGUUACGGCAAAUCCCCCUAUCUAUACCCACUAUACGGCUUGGGAGAACUUCCACAAGGGUUUACGAGAUUGUCAGCUGUUUUUGGGGGCACAUAUAUGUUGAAUACCCCAGUCGAAAAGGUGCUCUACGACGAUGACGGUAAGUUUACUGGAAUUGUAACCAAAGAGGGCAAAGCUAAUGCUCCAUUAGUGAUUGCAGACCCUACAUAUUUCCCUGAAAAGUGUAAAUCCACAGGUCAGAAGGUUAUUAGAGCCAUCUGCAUCUUGAAUCACCCUGUUGCUAACACUUCUAAUGCUGAUUCCUGUCAAAUAAUUAUCCCUCAAUCCCAAGUUGGGAGAAAGAAUGACAUCUAUAUUGCGGUCGUAUCUGACGCUCAUAAUGUUGCUUCUAAGGGCUAUUACUUGGCUAUUAUAUCCACAAUUAUUGAAACAGACAAGCCACACAUCGAAUUAGAACCGGCUUUUAAAAUUCUUGGUACAAUUGAAGAACGUUUUAUGGGCAUUGCAGAAAUUUUUGAGCCAAAAGAGGAUGGCUCUAAGGAUAAUAUCUAUUUGUCCAAGUCUUAUGAUGCCUCCUCUCAUUUUGAGUCAAUGAAUGAUGAUGUAAAGGAUGUGUACUUCAGAGUCACUGGUCAACCAUUGGUCUUAAAGAAGAGAGCAGACGUGGAAGCUGAACAAUAG
Eremothecium sinecaudum is the source of this 1341-nucleotide messenger RNA. RefSeq names its product Gdi1p (gene GDI1). The transcript has a single exon. Lineage: Eukaryota; Fungi; Ascomycota; Saccharomycetes; Saccharomycetales; Saccharomycetaceae. The coding region runs from base 1 to 1341 and encodes 446 amino acids. Gene Ontology annotation, molecular function: Rab GDP-dissociation inhibitor activity. The record is from RefSeq and is a predicted model, not a curated record. Gene Ontology annotation, biological process: protein transport; small GTPase-mediated signal transduction; vesicle-mediated transport. Gene Ontology annotation, cellular component: cytoplasm.